AAUUGAACGAAACGCACAGAAGCAACGGCUCCCUAUCCGAUGCGCAAGUUCUGCUAUACAUCCUCCUUGACCUUAACUCGCCGUGCAUCUCCGAAUCGCAGGUUUCUUCUCUUCUUCCCUUUGAAUAAUUCCCUCUCGUUUUCAUCAUCUUCGUCUUCAUCUUCUUCCCUUGUUCCUACCCAUGAACAUGUUUCUCAUCUUAUACUGGAGCAAAAAUCAGCCUCCCAGGCUCUGGAAACUUUCAAAUGGGCUGCUACACUUCCUCACUUCACCCACUCGCAAUCCACUUACCGUGCCUUGAUUCAUAAGCUCUGUACUUUCCGUCGUUUCGAUACCGUCAAGCAACUGCUCGAUGAAAUGCCUCACUCAGUUGGUUCUCCCCCUGGUGAUGAUAUAUUCAUCACCAUAAUUCGUGGCCUCGGGCGUGCAAGGAUGAUCCGGCAGCUCAUUAAAGUAGUUGAUUUGGUUUACAAGUUCCAUAGCAAACCAUCAUUGAAGAUUUUCAAUUCAAUAUUGGAUGUUCUCGUUAAGGAGGAUAUUGACAUAGCUAGGGAGUUUUAUCGGAAGAAUAUGAUGGAAAGUGGUGUUGAAGGUGAUUAUUAUACUUUCGGUAUUUUAAUGAAAGGACUUUGCUUCACCAAUAGAAUUGGUGAGUGUUUUAAGCUAUUGCAGUUGAUGAAGUCUCAAGGAAUUAUACCAAACACCGUGAUUUACAACACAUUGCUCUAUGCGCUUUGCAGGAAUGGGAAAGUUGGGAGAGCUAGAAGCUUGAUGACUGAAAUGGAGGAGCCCAAUGAUGUAACAUAUAACAUACUGAUCUCGGGGUAUUGUAAAGAAGAGAAUCUUGUUCAAGCUCUUGUGCUACUAGAGCAGAGCUUUGGUAUGGGUUUUGUGCCUGAUGUUGUUACAAUAACUAAGGUUGUAGAAAUUCUGUGCAAUGUAGGGCGUGUAACUGAGGCUGUCGAGGCUUUAGAGAGAGUUGAGAGCAUGGGAGGUCCAGUGGAUGUAGUGGCCUAUAACACUCUAAUAAAGGGCUUUUGUAAGGUAGGAAAACCAAAAGUUGGGCUUCAUUUCUUGAAGCAGAUGGAGAAUAAAGGUGUCCUUCCAAAUGUAGACACCUAUAAUAUUCUGAUAUCUGGCUUUUGUGAGUCUAGGAUGUUAGAUAUGGCUUUCAAUCUUUUUAAUGACAUGAAAACAGAUGGGUUAAAAUGGAACUUCAUUACUUUUGACACGAUGAUUAGAGGGUUGUGUUCAGAAGGAAGAUUUGAAGAUGGUAUCAUGAUUUUGGAACUAAUGGAAGACAGCAAAGAGGGCUCUAAAGGGCGUAUCAGUCCCUAUAACAGCAUAAUAUAUGGUCUAUUUAAGCAGAAUCUUUUAAAUGAGGCGUUUGAGUUUUUAAGAAUGAUGGAGAAGUUGUUUCCUAGGGCCGUUGAUAGAAGCUUGGAGAUUUUUAGAUGCUGCAAGGAGAGGGCCAUUGAAGAUGCAAAGAAGGUCUAUGACCAAAUGAUUAGAGAAGGUGGAAUUCCAAGUAUUCUCGUUCUUGACUGCCUUGUUCAUGGAUUUUCCAAAGAAGGUCGUGUACGCGAAGCAGUCGAGUUGAUGAAUGAAAUGAUUGCUAAUAAUUGCUUUCCAGUGCCAUCCACAGUCAAUGCUAUCAUCAAUGGGUUUUGUAGACAGGGAAAAGCUGAUAUUGCCCUGAAGUUCAUGGAGGACAUUGUUUCAAGAGGAUUUAUGCCAGACAGAGAAACUUAUGUUCUUCUGAUUGAUGUCUUCUGCAAGAAGGGGGAACUUCAGAAAGCCUUGCCCCUCCUGAUAGAAAUGAUAGAUAAGGGCAUUAUUCCUGAUCAUUUCAUAUGGAAUUGUUUGCUACUUUGCAUUAGUCAAGAAAAAUAUUUCAAGGAUCAGAAUCUUCUCAAUUUAGAUAACCUUUGACGGCAGAUUUUGGAGACUUGGAUUUGUUUCCACUGAUAUAUUCACCCCUACUAUUGUAGUAUUUGAUUGCAAUAUCCUUAGACUAUAGAUGAAACCAAUUACAAUCAUAUUUGAUUGACCAAAGAAGUCGUGGCUCAUUGCCUCGUCAAACGCUUCUGUGCAAAUGAGCAUGAAUAUAUAAAU
This is a messenger RNA of Neltuma alba, 2115 nucleotides long. RefSeq names its product pentatricopeptide repeat-containing protein At2g17525, mitochondrial. The record is from RefSeq and is a predicted model, not a curated record. The transcript has a single exon. The coding region runs from base 40 to 1932 and encodes 630 amino acids. NCBI's taxonomy places the organism in Eukaryota, Viridiplantae, Streptophyta, Magnoliopsida, Fabales, Fabaceae. Gene Ontology annotation, molecular function: protein binding.